GAGGGUGGCUAGAAAAGGAGUUGGGAGAGGGGAUAGGAGGCGGGCUGGGGGCAAAUCAGAGAUCUGCUGGGGGUGCAUUGGCCCUGGCUGCUAUUUUACUGGCUAGGCCGGGUAAUACCAGCCAGAUGGCAACCAUAGGACUCCUAGGAGAGCAGGGCUACCACUGAUAUAAAAUAAAAUAUCUACUGUACUUGUAUUUACUUAGCAAUACCUUGUUUUUCAGGUCACCGGGAAUAAUGGGGAACAAUACAAGUGUAGCCCUUGAACCCCAGUGAUGACAAGAGAUAUGUCCCUAUCCAGCACUGGUACCCAAACUGUGGGGGCUGCAACCUUGCUGGGAGGUCAGCCUAAAGGCUCAUAAAGGUCCCACCUGAGAGAUCACCUGGCUCAGCAGGGCCCAGUGAUACCAGAACUGAUGUCUUUUCUGAGAUUCUAACUUCUAACCAAGGCACUUCCAAGUCUAUGAUCCAAGGGGACAUUGCGGUCAAAAAAAGCAGGAAUGCUCUAAUGUGUCCUGGGAAGUCCUGUCUCUGGCCAAGAUCUAGGAAAGGACUGGUCCUUGUACCCUACACCCUGUCCAACAACUACAAUUCCACUGAGAGAGACAUCAUACGAGCCGCCAUGGACGAGGUGACGGUCCUCACCUGCAUACAAUUUGUGACCUAUAACAAUGAAAGCGACUACCUGAGGAUCCGCCCCUACGAUGGGUGCUGGUCAUACAUUGGACGGGUUGGAGGGGCCCAGGACGUGUCUCUUAUGAAGACAGGCUGCCUGCACCAUGGGGUGAUACAACAUGAGCUGCUUCAUUCUCUGGGCUUCCAACAUGAGCAGUGCAGGAGCGACAGGGACAAUUAUAUCAACAUCAACUGGGAUAAUAUCAGCCAUGAUAAAGAGCGCAAUUUCCUCAAGAUGAACACACAGAAUCUAGGGUCGCCAUAUGACUAUCUGUCGGUGAUGCAUUAUGGCAAAUUUGCUUUUGCUACAAAUUCUGGGAAGCCAACUCUGGAACCGAAAGGGAAUCCCAGUGCUAUGAUUGGUCAGCGUGUUGGCCUAAGUUCUUUGGAUGUGGAGAAAAUAAACAGACUCUAUCAGUGCAGUGUGUGCGGUUUCCUGUUGGCAGACCGAUGGGGUGACUUCUCAUGGAAUUCCAGGCUGUAUCCGAACACUUCUGUCUGUGUGUGGCUGAUCCGGGUCCCACAGGGCAAGGUCUUCCUGCAGUUUCAUUCGUUGGGCAUUCGGCCAUCCCCAGCCUGUGCCCAGGGCUCAGUAACAGUUUAUGACGGGCAAAGCAAAGAAUCCCCACUUCUGAUCUCAAAGACUUGUGGGAAAGCACGGCCGGCAGGCGUAGUGGCUUCUGGGAACUUGAUUAGAAUGGACGUUGCCACCAGUGGUCUGGGAGUGAAUUUUAGGGCGCUAUACUUUUCUGUAAAAUGUGGCGGCUCCUUUUUCCAGCCCUUCGGAAACUUCUCGACUCCCAACUUCCCUGCCAAGUACCCCAACGCCACAGACUGUGUGUGGACCAUCCUGGCACCCAUUGGUUAUAAGAUUGCACUCAGUAUCGCUCAUUUCGACCUGGAAGCGUCUCAGGGCUGCUCACAUGACUAUCUUGUUCUCCGAGACAGCAGGAGACAACAGAAGAAAUGCGGCGUUAUCCCGCUGCUGAACUACACGUCGUAUGGACGCUCUUUGCUCAUCUAUUUUCACAGCGACGCAUCAGUAGAGGCUGGUGGCUUCCAUGCCAGUUACUACUUUACUUCUUAAAAAGCACCAUUAGCUGCGUGUCUGGCUACUGAAAGCUGCAAUAUGACCCGUCGACAGAAGAGGGCAGUAAAGAUCUCAGACGCCAUGAACAUAACGAGAACAUUCCAGUGGUAUCUGCCAGGUUGUACCAGUGAGCAACUGGUGAAAUGGGAGCGUCAGCUGCACUCACAUUCUUUUUCACAAGCUUUACCAUUAAAUUCCAACUUCACAUGUAUAGACCCACACAUGUAUCAAUGUACCAAUAAAUAAAAAAAUGUACAAGUUAA
Molecule: messenger RNA, 2027 nt
Organism: Xenopus tropicalis (tropical clawed frog)
Lineage: Eukaryota; Metazoa; Chordata; Amphibia; Anura; Pipidae
Product: embryonic protein UVS.2
Exons: 13
Coding region: 463-1761 (432 amino acids)
Biological process (GO): proteolysis
Molecular function (GO): metallopeptidase activity; metalloendopeptidase activity; zinc ion binding
Source: RefSeq, a predicted model, not a curated record